Messenger RNA from Macadamia integrifolia, 654 nucleotides. RefSeq names its product probable glutathione S-transferase. The transcript is spliced from 2 exons. Gene Ontology annotation, cellular component: cytoplasm. Lineage: Eukaryota; Viridiplantae; Streptophyta; Magnoliopsida; Proteales; Proteaceae. The record is from RefSeq and is a predicted model, not a curated record. Gene Ontology annotation, molecular function: glutathione transferase activity. The coding region runs from base 1 to 654 and encodes 217 amino acids. Gene Ontology annotation, biological process: glutathione metabolic process.
AUGGCUAAUGAGGUAACUCUCUUGAAUGCCUGGCCCAGCCCAUUUGGGAUCCGGGUGAAAAUUGCCUUGGCCGAGAAAGGCAUCGAGCACGAGCACAAGGAAGAGGACUUGGAAGACAAGAGUCCUCUGUUUCUGAUGAUGAACCCUGUUCGUAAGAAGAUUCCCUCUUUGAUCCAUAACGGGAAACCCAUCUUCGAUUCCCUCCUCAUUGUUCAAUACAUUGAUGAGGUUUGGAAGGAGACUUCUCCCUUGUUGCCCUCUGAUCCUUACCUCCGAGCUCAAGCCAGGUUUUGGGCUGAUUUCGUCGACAAGAAGGUAUUCUACUGGGGGAGAAGGACAGUGAUGACGACAGAUGGGAAAGAGGCUGGAAAGGAGUUGAUAGAGAGCUUGAAAUUGUUGGAAGGAGAGCUUGGAGAGAAACCUUACUUCGGAGGAGAGAAGUUUGGCUAUGUUGAUUUGAGCCUUAUUCCCUUUUACUCUUUUUUUAAUUCCUUCGAGACAUAUGGGAACUUAAGCAUAGAAGCCGAGUGUCCAAAGCUUAUUGCUUGGGCUAAAAGGUGCUUGCAGAAGGAGAGUGUGUCCAAGUCCCUUGCUGAUCAACAAAAGGUUAUUCACUUCUUUGAGCAGAUGAGGAAGAAACUUGGUAUUGCGUAA